AUGACAUCCGAUAUGCUACUCCUUUACGGCAAAAACCUUAUGGAGAGAUCAACUGGUGAGCUGGCUAACGCAUCCCACGUCUACAUCAUCGCCCAAGCUGGCUUGUCUGUGAACGUUCACAAUCACCCGGUGGCACCAGCAGCAGAAGCAUCUGGAAGUCAAGAAGAUUCAGAAACGGCAACGCUAUUAUCACGUAGCAUUGCGAAUACACACGUCUACUUGUACGCUCAUUACGGUCAUGACAGGGAGACGAGCAGUGACGAAUCAACUCACUCUCGUUUGUGGUUUGUUAUCGCUGAAAGCCAAAUGCGUACUAUCAAAAGUACAAGCAUCCCUUCGCCAGAAGGUGAUGGUCGCGGCUCUUCAUUCAGCACUCCCCCCUCACCACUGAUUGUGAUGAUAACACUUGAGUUGGAUGCAAGGAUGUCUUUGAAACCAUGCUUACUGCAAACACCCUACAUCGGCGCCGACAUCAUCAAUGCAGAGAACGCAAAUAGCUACCAGUGA
This is a messenger RNA of Zychaea mexicana, 507 nucleotides long. RefSeq lists its product as uncharacterized. The transcript has 5 exons. Lineage: Eukaryota; Fungi; Mucoromycota; Mucoromycetes; Mucorales; Lichtheimiaceae. The coding region runs from base 1 to 507 and encodes 168 amino acids. The record is from RefSeq and is a predicted model, not a curated record.